Molecule: messenger RNA, 3468 nt
Organism: Adineta steineri
Lineage: Eukaryota; Metazoa; Rotifera; Eurotatoria; Adinetida; Adinetidae
Source: the annotation of a GenBank genome assembly
AUGAAAGGAACACGAACACAAAUUAAUCAUAGAAGUCUGGCAUUCAUUGUACUUAUAUCGGGUAUUGUGGGCGGUCUUCUCAUUGUUUUUUCGAUUUUAUUACUAUGCAAAUAUUGUUUAAAUCGAAGAAAUUUGAGGGAAGCCGAACAAUUAAAACUUUUAUAUGAAACAUUAAAUCAAGCAUCAUUACUUGAUCCAAAUCGUUUUUAUAGUCGUGGUAUUCGAAAAUCGUCACCACUUGAACCACGUCGAUCAAAUCCACUUGACCGAUAUUUCUUACAAGAUGAUCAAUGGCAAAUACCUAGUUCAAAACAAGUUCCAUCAGAUUAUCAUUUAUCAAGUGGUCAGUCUACACAUCAUCAAUCCUAUCAUAAUAGUCGAGAACAUAUUGGUAAUAAACAACAAGAGCUUCAUUCAUAUGGAAAUAUCGCCAAUGAUGAAGAACAAGCUUAUUUACAAGUUGAUCCACGUUGUUAUGUUCGACAAAAUUCUAAUGCAUCAUUAGUUGCACAUAGAAAAUCUGAUGCGCCACGUCUUGAAAAAGGUCGUUCUCUUAAUGUUGAUACUCGUCCAUCACCGUUAUCAACUUCCUUAUCACCUUAUCGUCAAAGUAGUUUUGAUGUUGCAUUAGCAUAUCAUUCUCAACAACAAUCAUCAACACCAACAUCUUUAGCAUCAACACAACCGGAUAUAUAUUAUACUCCACGUGGAUCAAGUCUUUCCGUUCUUGGCAAUCCAUUAUCGAAUACACCAACUGGUUCUCAACAUUUAUCUCCACCAACUCCUUCGACAAGUCGGAAAAAUUCUAUUGCACUUAUUAUCGAUAAAAAAGAUCGUACAGCAACAACAACAACACUUGAUACAUUUGGAACUCAAGCAUCUCCAGUUCGUUCGUCAAUUGCACAACGAGAACAUGAACAUUCUCGAUCAUUGGAAUAUUCUUUGCCACCAGUUGUUCCACAAUAUACAUCAUCAAAUUGUACAACAAUUGAUAAACAAUCUCGUAGUUUUGAUGCUGUUCAUCUUUUACGACCUGGUGUAAAUCGUUCUGAUGUAGUUAAUCGUCGAACAAAAUCUUAUGAAUAUGCUGAUGAUCGUCGUCCAUCAACAUCAUCUAUUGCUCCAGCACCCAUUGUAAUUAAAAUUCCGGAUAUGAGUGAAUUGGUGCAGCAAGCAGCCCAAUUAUCUCAAUUACAAAAUCGACGGCUAAGUACUAAUAUGGAAGAUUAUCAAAAUAAUACAGGUCGAAAAGAAACUCUUGUUCAACAAAUGAACUCAAAUGAUCCUGAUGAAGAUGCACGAACAGCAUCACAAGAUCUUUGGCGUUUACGUCAAUCAUAUGAACUUGAAGAACAACAACAAUUAGAUCGAACAUCACCGGAAGAACUUUCACCAGAUUUAUUAACAUCAACAUCUAUUGAUUCAGCUGGAGCUAUGCCUAUUCAUAAUAUAAAUAAUCAUAAUCCUAUAAUUAAUAAUGAUAAUAAUUCAUUAAAAUAUCAACAUCGUCGUAAAAGUUCAUCAAAUCUAUUAUUACCACCACCUGAAGUUCGUCGUCAAGCACUUCGACGUACAUUUGAAAAACGUCGUAGUUGUAUUAAUCAAUCCAAUGCACGACGUGAACAACAAUUACUUAAUAAUCAAAUUGGUUUAGAUGAUGAAAAUUUACGACAUCCUCUAACAAGUUUUUCAAGUUUAUUAAAUAAUUUUAAUUCUAAAAGUGAAAAUUCAAGUUUUGAACGAAGUCUUGAAACGGAUUUUGAUAUGCAAUCAGAUACAAGUAGUCGUGGACCAAAUGAUCAAUUUACAUCAAUUGAAUCAUCGGGUAAUGAAAAUGCAGUACCUGAUGUUUCGAAUCGUUAUGUUAAUAAUCGACGACAACCAUCACCACACAUAUCUCCACAUCAAGAUGAUAGUGGUUAUAAAUCAUUAGAAAGUCAAAAUAGUCAAAAUCGAACAUUUAGUUUAGAUUGGAUGUCAGCAGAUGGUGCUGAAAGUGUUAUUUAUAUGGGUGAAUCACGUAAACAACAAAGAAGUGUUGAUGUUAAAGAUUUAGACGAUGAUCUUGCUCAACAAGAACAAGAUCAACAAAAACUAUUAAAUUAUAAUCGACGUAGUCCAAAACUUCUUCAUACUGGUCUUCAUCAUUCCUAUCAAGAAACAUCAACAAAUCUUAUUCCACCCAGUUUAUCAAAUUCGAAUAUGAUGCAACAACGUAGUUUAUCAACAAAUAUUCCACUUGUUGAUCAUUAUAAACCAAGUCCAAUAAAUCUUUCUGUAUUAUCAAAUACAAAUCAAACUAAUAAUAAUAAUAACACUAAUAAACUUUCAACAUCUUCAUCAUUUACUCGAACUGCAAGUAAAAAACGACGAGAAUUUGGUAAAGAUAAACGACAUGCUGCAUCCAAUGUUGGUCUUCCAUAUUUAAUUGCUGAUGAACAACAAGCCACAAUUCAUCAAAUUGAUGAGACAAAUACAAAACCAUUAAUAUCAUCAUUACAUGUUCGAUAUGCUGAUCUUCGACGAACUAAAUCAGAUGGAUCAAAAAAUUCAUCACGAAAUCAUCAAGAUUCAUUUAUAAAAGAAUCUCCACCAUGUCCCAAUAAAAAUAAAUAUGAUACUCGUUUAUCAUCAAGUACUGAUGGAAUACCUGUUUCUCUAUCACCACUGAGUCCCAUGCGACAACAUCUUUCUCCAGAUCGAACAGAUAGUGAAAAUUCUCAUCAUACUCUUCAACCUUCUUCAUUUUCGGCAACACCACCUUUUAUACUUAGUCCACAAGUAGAAACGUUUCAUUCUCAACGUGGUUCAAUAUCAUCUGAUAAUCAACAAUCAUUAACUUCAUCUUCACCAACAGCGAAAACAAAAACAGCAGCAAUACAUUCUAUAAUACCAACAUAUAUAUCAAAACCUCGUUUAAAAUUUAGUAUGGUACGUGAUACAGCUAUGACUGGUUUAGGUCAUAGUUUACCUGUUUAUUCAAUGCCGAUAACAAGAGAUUAUAGUAUUGAUGAAAAAACAAAUCGUAUUGUUAAUGAAUUUCUUAUGCAUGAUCCAACAUUAGAAGGAAGGAAAACUAUUAAUGAUGAUAUUUCAUAUCGUGGUACACCAAAACGUCAUCAUCAUCGAAUACGACUAAAAACAUUUGAUGAAAGUACAAUGAUGAUGUCAACUGUAAAUAAUACACAAAAACAAUCUCAACAACAGCAACAACCUCGUUCACCAGUAAAUAAACAACGUCAUCAUGGUCCAUUACAAACAAAUAAUGUACGUAAACAUCCACAAUAUCAUUAUCCACCUGUACGUCUUCCGGAUAAUCUUGAACAAGAAGAAGGAGAUAGUAGCGAUCCAGCAUCACCAACAGUAAUAUUAACUCAACAACAAUCAAUAAAUACUACUCGACGAGAUAAUAGUAUGACAGUUGGAUCUCCAUCAAUCAUUAUUACUGGUGAUGAUAGUGGCAGUUAA